Molecule: messenger RNA, 444 nt
Organism: Prunus armeniaca (apricot)
Lineage: Eukaryota; Viridiplantae; Streptophyta; Magnoliopsida; Rosales; Rosaceae
Source: the annotation of a GenBank genome assembly
AUGGAUGUGGCGAUGACAGCGGCGAAGGAUGCCGAGGCAGCCAAGGUGGCUGUGCAGGUUGACCUGGAGGAGUCUGAGAGGUCCAAGGCUACUACAAUGGACACUGCUGUUCGGGAGGCGGUGAAGAGGUACCAUUUGUCCGAGGAGUUUACUGGACUCUUGGAUAAGGAAGUGGCCCAGGAGAUGGCAGACCUCCUUUAUCGUUUGAAACAGUAUAACCCUGGGCAGAAACUGAGCUUGGACUUUGCUGCCGAUCCCCCUCCUCUUCCUGAAGGUGUUACAGAAGAGAUGAUCGAGGAUUAUGAAGAGGAGGGGGCUCUUGAGGGUGCCGUUCCUGUCAAGAUUGCUGUUGUUGCUGAAGACCCUUCAACUGUUGCCGAUGGCCUUGCUGGUGCCGAUGUUGGAGAAGGUGUUAGGGUCUCUGCUGGGGAGGCCACCGUUUGA